AUGAGGGAAGAAUUAGGACAGAGUAUCUCACUGAGAAUAGUUAUCAUCAAAAGCUAUGACUUGCAUUUGGUUCAAAGAGGUUCCACUGGCAGCUCUUCUUUGAAUCUGAGCCGCUCUUCUUCCUUGCCCGGACCAUCUGCUUUUUCUACUCAUCAAGUUCCUUCAGCUGCAAAAGAUGGGGAGGUUAAUGAGGAAGUGUCAGAACUAGUUGCUUCAGAUGAGCAUUUAGAGUGUUCCAGGAGUAGUGAGAAUAAGGGUGUGAAAGAUGAUCCUUUGGUAGAAAAUUUGCGAAAUGAUCGGAAUGGAACUUCAAGUGAUGCAAUUGCUGAGGCUGAGAAAGUGAACACUCUUGCUGCCUUGGGUUCAUGUGAUAUGAUGAAUGAUUCAGGUGAAAAAGUUGCUUCUGAAACCGAAGGUUCAAGUGGUGACCCCUCCCCAAUUGGCAGCAGAAGUUCUCAUCCUCCUCCACCUCCUGCUCCACCACCUAAACCUUCAUCAGAAAACUUAAAUUCAAGAAGAUUUGCCUCAGGAAGCCCAAAUCCUGUUCGUGCUGGAUCAUCUAGAAGAGCUGUUGCCUGGCCCAUCGUUUCUACGAGAACCUCACCAUCUGAGUCAUGGCCUUCUUCUCCUAGAUCUCAUGGUGAGAAUGAGGGUUACAAUAGUGCUGAUGAGCAAAGCCCAUGCUUUGUAUCCUCCUAUGGUGAUGCCGAAAGGGAGCGGCAAUUUGAAAUUGAUAUUAGACUAGCAAAAGGUUUAGAAGUCAAACGGAUGCUAGAAGAUGGGAACUGCCUCUUCCGAGCUGUUGCUGAUCAAGUGCAUGGGGACUUUGAAGCUUAUCAUUUGGUUCAUCAAAUGUGCAUUGAUUACAUGGAGCGAGAGAGAGAUCACUUUUCUCAGUUUAUAACAGAAGGCUUUACAUCUUAUUGUAAGAGGAAAAGAAGAGAUAAGGUGUAUGGGAGCAAUGUGGAGAUUCAAGCCUUAUCAGAAAUGUAUAACAGACCUAUUCAUAUCUACUCCUACAGCAUAGCUGAUAUCCUUGAACCUAUCAACAUAUUUCAUGGAAGCUAUCAAACUGGUUGAGGUAUUUGUUUAGAAUUUUUUUAUUUUUAAUGAUUUAUUUAAUUGAACUGAAUGAACGUGGCAUGAUUAAUUUAACCACUUAUUCAAUUUUAAAA
Gossypium raimondii (Peruvian cotton) is the source of this 1175-nucleotide messenger RNA. Its product is annotated as OVARIAN TUMOR DOMAIN-containing deubiquitinating enzyme 6. Bases 1 to 1080 code for a protein of 359 amino acids. Gene Ontology annotation, biological process: protein deubiquitination. The record is from RefSeq and is a predicted model, not a curated record. NCBI's taxonomy places the organism in Eukaryota, Viridiplantae, Streptophyta, Magnoliopsida, Malvales, Malvaceae. Gene Ontology annotation, molecular function: K63-linked deubiquitinase activity; cysteine-type deubiquitinase activity. The transcript is spliced from 6 exons.